Messenger RNA from Pestalotiopsis fici W106-1, 1080 nucleotides. RefSeq lists its product as uncharacterized. Lineage: Eukaryota; Fungi; Ascomycota; Sordariomycetes; Amphisphaeriales; Sporocadaceae. The transcript has a single exon. The record is from RefSeq and is a predicted model, not a curated record. The coding region runs from base 1 to 1080 and encodes 359 amino acids.
AUGACUCCAAAGGUCAUGAUAUUUGCUGGUGCACCUGCCAAUGAUGCUAUUGAUUGGACGUCAGAAGAGCUUUUGAAUGAGUUUCUAGAACCUCUUGCUUGUUUUGCUGGGAUAAGCAAGGCCACUGGGACGGAAGCGAAUCAGGGGGCCGAGGAAACGGUUUUGGAUAUAGCUACUUGGAGAAGUAUCCCUCUCCAACAACAAAGGCUGGAGACUGGCUUCACUCAGAUGCACGAGUUUGACGGCUACUAUCAGGCCAGUCAAGACUUUUUCAGGACCGCCGACACACAAGGCACCGACGCUGCGAGCCAGUCUCUGCGCGACGAGUUUUAUGAACAUUCCCUCAGAGUGUACGACGACAUAACGUCUUCACAACUGCCGACAGCGACUCUCAACAGCACUGCUGAGGAGACUUCUUUCAUAUCAACUCAGGAUGAAAGCUUCAGAAGUUCUAUUGAAGAAAGCACCUUUAUUGACCAAGGAGAUAGGACCUUGGGACUUGGCACUGCUCGCUUGAGCAAUCUCGGGAAUCUUCCUAAUGCCUCGUACCUCAACUCCAUUGAACCGCAGACGAUGACGGUCAAUCUGAUAGCUGGUGUCAUCUCUGUGGCCGAGCCACGUACCGUGAGAACCAAAUGGGGGCGCUCCAAGUCUUUAGUUGAGCUCAUUGUUGGCGACGAAUCCAAGUCGGGGUUUAGCAUAACCUUUUGGUUAUCCGACGAUGCCACCUCAGCCUCGGAAGCCACACUGAGGAGCACUAGGCGCCAAGACAUAAUCCUUCUGCGCAACGUCGCUUUGAGCCACUUCAAGAAUAAAGUUCACGGUCAUAGCCUGAGAAGAAAUCUAACAAAAGUCGACCUCUUGUACCGUCGCAAGCUUGACGAAGACGAUGUUGGGGGGUUCUACAGCGCAAAAGAGCUGGCCCAUCGUACAGAUGGACGACAACAACUUCUAAAGACGCAAAAGGUGCGAGAAUGGGUGUUGCAAUUUGUUGGAGGCGGGUCACCGCGUUUGGGCAAGAGGAAAGAGAAAGGACAAGCAGUCCGAAGUUGGGAGUUGCCGCCGCCCGAUACUCAAUAG